Messenger RNA from Bombina bombina (fire-bellied toad), 2639 nucleotides. RefSeq names its product leucine rich repeat containing 30 (gene LRRC30). The record is from RefSeq and is a predicted model, not a curated record. Bases 189 to 1076 code for a protein of 295 amino acids. Gene Ontology annotation, molecular function: protein binding. The transcript has a single exon. NCBI's taxonomy places the organism in Eukaryota, Metazoa, Chordata, Amphibia, Anura, Bombinatoridae.
GAAACUCAGCAGAGAACAUAACUCUUAAUCUUUAGAAGAAGUGAAAUAUAUUUUCUUACAGAACCAAAAGAAGAAACAUAUUCUUGAUUCCCAGCUUACAUUUCCCAUUUGGAACCAUUAAAGUCUGGAUAUCUGGAGCCUUAACUAAGAAGAAUACAUGGUUACCCAAAAAAAUUUUUAAAUAAAUAAUGGGAAUUAAAUUUUCAUGUCAUUCUUCUAAGAGCAAGAAAAAAUCCCAGAAACAGUUGUCAGAAAAGUCCAGCGUGCUCAACACAUUAUCUGACACAAUCUUGCCUGUAAAUGAUGCAUCUGACAUUACAGAUUUCAACUUUGUUCUGAAAAAUUUUGUUGAAAUUCCAGGAUUUAUUUUCCACAUGCCAAAGGUUCAAAAACUCAAUUUUUCCCACAACCGACUAGCCAGGCUUCCUCCUGCACUUGGUAAACUUGAACAAAUCGUAGUGCUAAAUUUGUGUGGAAAUCAUAUAGCUCAUUUGCCCAAAGAGAUCGGACUGCUGCAAAACCUCAAGGUAUUAUUUGUUAAUAUGAACUUUUUAUCUGAAGUACCAGAAGAACUGGGCUUGUGCAAAAAGUUGGAAGUCCUUAGCUUGUCUCACAACUGCAUAUCUGGACUUCCUUGGACAUACAGUAACCUGUCUAGACUAAAAAAGUUAAAUCUUAGCAACAACUGGAUAAUUAAUAUUCCUAUGUGUAUUUUUCAGAUGAGAAAUUUGGAAUUUUUGCAUUUAGGAUCCAACAAAAUUGAAAAUAUUGCAGAUACCAUUACAAUGCUGGGAUGUUUAAAAAUAUUUAUUCUUGACAAUAAUAAUAUACAUGUUUUACCCAAGUCUGUUUGCUCUUUAACUUCCCUUGAGCUGUUAAAUCUUGAUUACAAUAGUAUACAGACACUUCCAGAUGACCUCUUUAUGCUAAGAAGAUUGCCCCGAAUUGCAUGGUAUCCUGUUGACAAGGGUCUUCAUAUUGUAAAUAAUCCCUUAUCCAAACCACUGUCAGAGAUUGUGCAAGGCGAGAUAGACAUGUUAUAUAAUUACCUGAAAGACUUAAAGCAGCUGAAAUAAAUCUCCUAACAAUGUAAAAACAUACAGUAAACAUAAAGGGACAUUGCACUUUUUUUCCUUCUUUUCAUUCUAUCUAAAAGAAAGUAUUUGGAAUGUGUAUAACAAUUGUUUGAUUUUUUUCUUUUUUAAAUGGAUUUCCCUUUUCUGAAGAUACCUACCUACUCGUACAGGCUUGUUCCUUGCCAUCAGUAUAGCUGUGGGAAUGAUCCCAAGAGAGAAUAGAUACCUAGGUGUCAUUUGAAUGGUAGAAUUCCAUGACCUCUUGCAAAUCUUGCCAGUCCACCAAUGACCUUUUCAAAAGAAGACUGUAAUGAAAUAUUCAGUUUGAUGGACAACAAAACCCCUGCACAAUGUGUCUAUAAUAUUGCAUCCGGACAUUGUGCUGAAUAAGAAAGUUUCCAGACAUUUAAUGGAACAAUAAUAGAUUAUUAUAUAAUUUAACUAAUAAAAAUACACUUAAAUACUGAAAUAUUUCCAGUUGCUGUAACGUUUGCAAUAUUAAAAAUCCACUUGUAAUAGCUCAAAUAUAUAUAUCUCAUGCCAGCGAUGUUAGAGCUCCAUACAGUUUGUAUUUUUGGGCUCUACUUGUAAUCUAGACCUGUUUGGAUAAUUCACUUUUAUUGUCUUCAAAAUCAAUCAGUGAAAUAAGGUGCAUUGAUUUAUUAUAUAUAUUGCCUAAAGAUAUCCCUGAAUUUGUGAUGUACAUGGAAAAAUGGUGUAUAAAUGUGUUGACUGUUACAAAGAAUCUAUCCUCUCCUUUAUGUAAUCUCACCAGUAUUUUUACCCCUGUUUGGAGACAGGUUGGAAUUAGAAUUUAUAAGUAACUUUAGGAAAGGGUAAAGCUUUGUAGAUUCUUGCAUUAAACUAGAGGAUAAUUACCAUUACUGAGAGAAAAGAAGAAAAGAAAAGAAAUUCCACCUCUGUGACUAUAUUGUCAGAUGCUUAAAGUAGAUCUAUAAAACUUGGAGAGACACAGAUUUAAUAGUGAGAACCCUACUGAGACUUUCAGUGACUCCUCUUACUGUAUUAUUACUUCAAUAAAGAUUUCAGUGCACUAAAUACUAAAGAGUAGUUACAGCCAUUUCAAAGACUGGAUAUUUAUUUUAAUGCUAGAUCUGUAUUACUCCAGAUGAUUUUUAUAUGCUUAUUUUAGUAUCAGUAUUAAUUGUUUGGAACAGCAGAAUUAUAAUAUAAGAAUAAGAUUUAUUAUGACGGAUGAGAUUUAUGCUGCAAUUUUCUUGACUGUAUAAUUAACUUACAUCUAUCUAUUUGUCUAUCUAUAUCUAUCUCAUUCUGUCUGUCGGUCUAAUCUUCAUUUCUUUCAUUUUUACUAUAGCUGUUUUCCCCAGAAACCCAGUCCUAUUUUCUAAUUCUUAUUUUCGUAGCGUGUCAAACCCUGGUCCUGUAAGAGUGCAAACAGAUUUUCAGCCCAGUGCACUCUAGAAGAAAUACUACAAUUACAGUUUGAUCACAUUUAAAAUGUUAUUUUUGCUUCCAAUACUUUUUAAACAUAUUAUUAAUUUGUGAACAAUAUACUAAACUAUAUAAAAUGUGUUAAAUGUU